CAGAUCCUGAGGAAAGUUGACCGCGAUAGAGUCCUUCGUCGCCCAAUCGUCGUCUGUGUCCCGCCUCUUCAGUGACGCGAGGCAGAACCAGCCAAUCCCUGCACGGAUAGCGCCCGGAAGAGGCUAGAAGCUGGAUUCAGCGUGUCCGCGACCUCACCUUUAGGUCCUGUGAGGUCGGUGGAAUCCUGGGGUCCUCCAAAUCUACCAGGCCAUCUCCCCAGUUUCCCAGUUCUUCCUGUGUGCGGGCGAGAGUGGCUGGGCCCUCGGGAACCCACUCAGAGCGAGGCUAAAUUUACGGAGGGACUUUCUGUUAGCAGCAGGAGGGACUUUCUGUUAGCAGCAUGAGGGCCUGCGGUUAGACCUAUAGAGGGACGGCCCAGGCGGCAGGAUGUCCUGGUCUGGCCUUCUCCGUGGCCUCAACACGUCCCUAACUUGUGGCCCAGCUCUGGUUCCCCGGCUCUGGGCCACCUGCUCCAUGGCUACCCUGAACCAGAUGCACCGCCUGGGGCCCCCCAAGCGGCCGCCUCGGAAGCUGGGCCCCACGGAAGGCCGGCCGCAGCUGAAGGGUGUGGUCCUGUGCACGUUCACCCGCAAGCCAAAGAAGCCCAACUCGGCCAAUCGCAAGUGCUGUCGAGUGCGGCUCAGCACUGGCCGCGAGGCGGUCUGCUUCAUCCCCGGGGAGGGCCACACCCUGCAGGAGCACCAGAUUGUCCUUGUGGAGGGCGGCCGCACCCAGGACCUGCCAGGCGUCAAGCUCACCGUUGUGCGUGGCAAGUACGACUGUGGCCACGUGCAGAAGAAGUGACGGCUGGGGGCACAGUGGGCUGGGCGCCCCUGCAGAACAUGAACCUUCCGUUCCUGGCUGCCGCAGGGUCCUCCGAUGCUGGCCUUUGCGCCUCUAGAGGCAGCCACUCAUGGAUUCAAGUCCUGGCUCCGCCUCUUCCAUCAUUACCACUAUUAAGCCAUAGGAGUCCUGGGGGUGCAAAGGGUGCCCCUCUGUCAACACCCUUGGCUCCUGUGUUUAGAGGGGUGGCCUGAAGGACCUUUUCUGCUGGGACAAGACACUGUACUGCCCUCUGCUGGGAACGGGUUUUAAUAAACAGACCCUGGCGCUUGUGAUGUGAA
Messenger RNA from Gorilla gorilla gorilla (western lowland gorilla), 1125 nucleotides. It is a transcript of the gene MRPS12, whose product is annotated as mitochondrial ribosomal protein S12. Bases 389 to 805 code for a protein of 138 amino acids. The transcript is spliced from 3 exons. The record is from RefSeq and is a predicted model, not a curated record. Gene Ontology annotation, cellular component: ribosome; small ribosomal subunit. Gene Ontology annotation, molecular function: structural constituent of ribosome. Gene Ontology annotation, biological process: translation. NCBI's taxonomy places the organism in Eukaryota, Metazoa, Chordata, Mammalia, Primates, Hominidae.